AUGCAGCGAGCUGUCCCCCAACGAGCGCGCCAGCUCUGGGGCCAUGCGCCGCGCGUGCGGUCCUUCAAUCGCAGCCGCCGAGCCUUUGCAACAGUGUCCGACGCCGAACAACGACGCUACGAUGUCAUCGUCAUCGGCGGCGGCCACGCGGGCUGUGAAGCAUCGGCAGCAGCAGCCCGCGCCGGGGCACGAACGGCCCUCGUUACCCCCAAGCUCGACAACCUCGGCGUCUGCUCGUGCAACCCGUCGUUUGGCGGCAUCGGCAAGGGCACCAUGUUGCGCGAGAUCGACGCCCUGGACGGCGUUGUGGGUCGCAUUGUGGACAAGGCCGGCGUGCAGUUCAGAGUGCUGAAUCGCAAGAAGGGGCCGGCCGUGUGGGGGCCCCGGGCGCAGAUCGACAGGGCGCUGUAUAAGAAGUACAUGAGGGAGGAGAUUGUCGGUUAUCCGAAUUUGGACGUGGUUGAGGGGAGUGUGGCGGAUAUCAUCGUCGACAGGACCGAGGGCGUCGAGGGGCGGGGCAGCUACGGGAACAUGACGGGCGUGCGGCUGGAGAGCGGCGAGAUCAUUCACACGGGGAAUGUGGUUAUUACGACGGGCACCUUCUUGGGCGGCGAGAUACACAUCGGGCUCGAAGCCUACCCGUCGGGGCGCAUGGGCGAAGCGGCGACGUUUGGCCUGAGCAAGAGCCUGAGGGAUGCUGGCUUCACGCUGGGCAGGUUGAAGACUGGGACACCACCACGGUUAGACAAGAAGAGCAUCGACUUCGACGUGCUGGAGGCCCAGGAAGGAGACGACCCGCCCACGCCCUUCAGCUACCUGAACGAACGAGUCCAGGUCGAACAACAGCUGCUGAACUACGAAACGCGCACAAACGAAGCCACGCACGACAUCAUCCGCCAGAACCUCGACAAAUCCAUACACAUCCGCGAGACGGUCAAGGGGCCGCGGUACUGCCCCUCGGUCGAGGCAAAGGUCACGCGCUUCACCGACAAGACCUCGCACAUCGUCUGGCUCGAACCAGAGGGCUUCGACAACGACGUCAUAUACCCCAACGGCAUCUCCAUGACCAUGCCCCCAGACAUCCAGGACGCCAUGCUGCGGACCAUAAAGGGCCUCGAAAACGUCACUAUGCUGCAACCCGGUUACGGCGUCGAGUACGACUACGUCGACCCCCGCCAUCUGCGCUCCACGCUCGAAACAAAGAAUAUCUCUGGGCUCUUCCUCGCCGGCCAAAUCAACGGUACAACAGGCUACGAGGAAGCAGCAGGCCAGGGAGUCGUAGCAGGAAUCAACGCCGGCCUCCGCAGCCUGAACAAAGACCCCCUCGUCCUCACAAGAGCAGACGGCUACAUCGGCAUCAUGAUCGACGACCUAAUCACAAAAGGCGUCUCAGAGCCCUACCGAAUGUUCACCUCCCGCUCCGAAUACCGCAUGUCCGCCCGCGCCGACAACGCCGACACACGCCUCACCCCCCUCGCCCACGCCGCAGGCAUAAUCCGCCCCGAGCGCUGGACCGCCUUCUCCCGCGAAGCAGCCGACAUGCACGCCCUCACCACACUCCUGCAGAACACUACCAUGGGCUGCAAAGACUGGAAAAACAACGGCUUCACAGUCCGCAACGAUAGCUCAAAACGCUCCGCUUACGACCUCCUCCGCAUGGCUCACAUCUCCCCCAAAUCACUCACUCACAUCCUCCCCAGCUUGGCGAACUUCUCCCCCCACGUCCAGGCUCGCGUUCACAUCCAGGCCACCUACGCGCCGUACGUCGCGUACCAAGCUACCGCCCAGUCCCGCUGGCUGAGAGACGAGGGCCUGCGCCUCCCAGACGAUAUGCACUAUGAAUCUAUCUUCGGCCUCAGCUUCGAGGAGAAGCGCGUCCUGGAGGUGGCGCGGCCGGAGAGCGUGGGCCAGGCGCGGCGCGUCGAGGGGGUUACGCCUGCGGGGGCGCUGAGGCUGCUGCAGUUUGUUAAGGGGGUGGGGAGGGGGGAGAGGGAGGCUAGGUUGAGGGUUGAGGUCGAGCGGAGGAAGAAGAGGUUUAUGGGGGGUGUGGGGGUGGAGGUGGAGGGUGUGUGA
Messenger RNA from Dothidotthia symphoricarpi CBS 119687, 2073 nucleotides. RefSeq names its product glucose-inhibited division protein A subfamily. Bases 1 to 2073 code for a protein of 690 amino acids. The transcript has 2 exons. Gene Ontology annotation, molecular function: flavin adenine dinucleotide binding. The record is from RefSeq and is a predicted model, not a curated record. Gene Ontology annotation, cellular component: cytosol. Gene Ontology annotation, biological process: tRNA methylation; tRNA wobble uridine modification. NCBI's taxonomy places the organism in Eukaryota, Fungi, Ascomycota, Dothideomycetes, Pleosporales, Dothidotthiaceae.